AGCCUUUUAAUCCGUGGAUGGUCACGAGACAGUCCUGUGAUGCGCGAGAGGGGAGGAGAAAAUAUCAGCACGAUGAUGAUGAUGAUGAGAGAUAUAUGAUCCUCCUAAAAAACAAACCCUUUCAUCCAAGCAGCCUGCUCUUUUAAAAGCUGUUCUUCUCUCCGGUAACCGGAUAGUGAUGCGGAAUAACAGAUGAGCUCCGAGGCCUAUCGGUUAACGUUACCGGGGAGAUGCUGGCAGCCGCCAAGAUGAUCCACAGCCUCUUCCUGGUGAACGCGUCGGGGGACAUCUUUCUGGAGAAGCACUGGAAGAGCGUGGUCAGCAGAUCCGUCUGCGAUUACUUCUUCGAGGCUCUGGAGCGAGCCACGGAACCGGAGAACGUUCCCCCGGUGAUCCCGACCCCGCAUCACUUCCUCAUUAACGUGCUCCGACAUCGCAUCUACUUCGUGGCCGUCAUUCAGAGCGAAGUGCCUCCUCUGUUUGUGAUCGAGUUCCUGCAUCGUGUGGUGGACACCUUUCAGGACUAUUUCGGGGUUUGCUCCGAGGCAGCUAUCAAAGACAAUGUGGUGGUGGUCUACGAGCUGCUGGAGGAGAUGCUGGAUAACGGCUUCCCUCUGGCCACCGAAUCAAACAUCCUAAAAGAGCUCAUUAAGCCUCCUACCAUCCUGCGCACAGUGGUCAACACCAUCACAGGAAGCACUAAUGUUGGUGAGCAGCUUCCUACAGGUCAGCUGUCGGUGGUUCCGUGGCGGCGCACGGGUGUCAAAUAUACCAACAACGAAGCUUAUUUUGACGUGGUGGAAGAAAUCGAUGCUAUCAUUGACAAAUCAGGUUCCACUAUCACAGCAGAGAUUCAGGGAGUGAUAGACGCUUGUGUCAAACUCACAGGAAUGCCGGAUCUCACCUUGUCAUUCAUGAACCCUCGGCUGCUGGAUGACGUCAGCUUCCACCCCUGCGUCCGGUUCAAGCGCUGGGAGGCCGAGCGAAUCCUGUCCUUCAUCCCACCAGACGGAAACUUCCGCCUCCUGUCCUACCACGUCAGCUCUCAGAACCUGGUGGCCAUCCCAGUGUAUGUGAAGCACAACAUCAGCUUCAGAGAGGGCAGUUCUCAGGGGCGCUUCGAGCUCACCCUCGGCCCGAAGCAGACUAUGGGUAAAGCGGUGGAAUCAGUCCUGGUGAGCAGUCAGCUGCCCCGCGGCGUCCUCAACGCCAACCUCAGCCCCUCGCAGGGCACCUACACCUUUGACCCCGUCACCAAGCUCCUGUCUUGGGAUGUGGGUAAGAUAAACCCCCAGAAACUGCCCAGUUUAAAAGGAUCUGUGAGUCUCCAGACUGGAGCCUCCAAACCUGACGAAAACCCAACAAUCAACAUCCAGUUCAAGAUUCAGCAGCUGGCCAUCUCAGGUCUGAAAGUCAAUAGGCUGGACAUGUAUGGCGAGAAGUACAAACCUUUCAAAGGCAUCAAAUACAUGACCAAAGCCGGCAAAUUUCAAGUCCGAACCUAGACGACCUGUUCCUACAUUCUGUAAUUUAUUCAGUUGGUUUACGGCGAAAUGGGGACGAAGAAAAGCGAGGGAACAAGUUUGAGUAAAUCCAUCUCCUUCGGAAUGCAUUUCAGAAUCAAUUCAGGAAAAUGUAAGAUAAGACUGUCAGUCAUUAAUGGAAGGAUAUGACUUCCAGAGAGAUUAUAUUGUGAUUAACACUAUCAAAAUCUGCUUCUACAGGUCCACCCGAGUUAAAGGGACAGUAACUACAUAUUCCUAUUUCAUUGUGUCCUUUUUAUUCGCAGCUUCUCUGGAUUACGGUUGCUCUCAAACCAUAGCCAGCCUUACUUGAUUUCUUAUUGUCACUUUUAGAACUCUGUCCUUCACUCUGUAUCUCCAGUCAUGAGAUUGAACUGCACUGUCAUGUAUUGAUCUGUGCUCUCUGAGAAGAGAGGCGAUACGUGACUCAUUUCUGCAUUGCAGAACAAUAAUCUAAUAUUACAGUUACAGACUGACUUCGGCCCCCGUCCCCAAUGAUUGUGUGCAAAGUAAACCUUUCUUCAAAUGGUCAAACACUGAACUUUUAUCUUUGUUUACUGUAGUAUUAUGAAAGUAUACGAUUUUAAAUGUUAUUGAAAUGUGUUUCUUAUGCUAUUUAUUUCCUGUUAAAGCAUAACUGACCAUAACAAUCUGUAAUAACCCUACAUGUGAUGCUUGAUUGUUCAGUGUCUCUUGUUUUACCCUGAAUGCACCAUGCAUUUAAAAACGAUGGAUUUGCAUCCAUCCAGCCAUCUGAAGUGCAGCAUUAGAGAUUUGACUAUGAUUAUGGAUACUGAUCGCGUAGGAUGUGAAUUUUGUUUUUAGCUUCUAUUGAUGUUUUCUUUCCUCCAUACUGUUUUUCAGAUAAAUGCAUCUGUUUACAGUGCUAUGAAAUAAUAAUAAAUAAGUACAAAUACACAAAA
Molecule: messenger RNA, 2446 nt
Organism: Cyprinus carpio (common carp)
Lineage: Eukaryota; Metazoa; Chordata; Actinopteri; Cypriniformes; Cyprinidae
Product: AP-3 complex subunit mu-2-like
Biological process (GO): endocytosis; intracellular protein transport
Cellular component (GO): clathrin adaptor complex; cytoplasmic vesicle
Source: RefSeq, a predicted model, not a curated record